Brassica napus (rape) is the source of this 2067-nucleotide messenger RNA. RefSeq lists its product as uncharacterized. Bases 221 to 1984 code for a protein of 587 amino acids. The record is from RefSeq and is a predicted model, not a curated record. Lineage: Eukaryota; Viridiplantae; Streptophyta; Magnoliopsida; Brassicales; Brassicaceae. The transcript has a single exon.
CUGAAAUAAAUUGAUAAAUUAUAGCGAAACAUAUAAACAUUUCUGACUCCAUAUAAUCCGCCCGUGAUACAUGGUCCAUAUUAGGAAAACUUUAGUAGUAGUUGUAUGGAGAAGAGAGGUGGAACUUUUUUUCCUAAACAACAAGAGAUAAUUCUCAAAAAAAAAAAAAAAUCUCAAGAGAUAAAAGUUUUCCAGCUUUAACAAAGGCUAAGAGAGUAGAAUGCAAUCAUCAAAUGAAAAAGCCUUUGAACUUUUUUGUUAUCUUCUUUUUGUACUACUAGGGCUAUUUGGUAACCAAGUGUUUUGCAUCGAAACUCGAGUGAACUCCAGUUUGAAUCUCAGAGUGACCGGAUCUGCGCAUCCAUCUACGUUACCUGUGGAGACAACAUUCAAGUUUCCUUCUCCAUUGCAUGCUAUCCCUCCAGGUGGUGGUGAGAGAAACUUUGGGAAAGGCAAAAUAGAUCUGGGAGGUCUUGAGGUAAUCCAAAUCUCCAUCUCAACUUCGACGUCGCAGAGAGUAUGGAGAACUUUCGAGAGAGGACCUGGUAACAUGGGAGUCAGCAUCUUCCAGCCCAUCAAUCUUCCUAGUGGUUUCUUCACCCUUGGUUUCUAUGCACAACCCAACAACCGUAUGCUUUUUGGUUGGGUUCUUGUUGCAAGAGACUUAUCCGGGAAUAGCUUGAGACCACCCCUUGACUACAUCGAAGUCGGGAACACUACCUCCCUCGCCGUUAAGCAAGACGGGCCUGCUUAUUUUUGGCAGCCUUUAUGUCCCAGUGGGUAUGGAGUGGUUGGCCUAUUUGUCACUACGUCUCCUUUGAAGCCCCCUCUAAGACAAGAAUCUAUAAGCUGUGUUGGAUCCCAUCUUACGGAAGAGAGGAGCGAAGCUGAUACAACAUGGGUGUGGACGAUGGAAGGGAUUACUUUUUCUGGUUUGAGACCGGCCAACAGAGGAACAGAAGCGACAGGUGUGUACGCAGGGACAUUCAGCUUUCAGCAACAAUACUUUCCUCGUCCAUUUUUGUCCUGCUUGAGGAAUACAAAAUUUGACUUGUCUAGCAUGAUGCCAAGCCAAGACCAGACUAGAGUUUUGUUUCGAGCUUACUCUCCUUUGAUAUAUUUCCAUCCCGAAGAAGAGUUUCUUCCUUCCUCUGUCGAUUGGAUUUUCUCCAACGGUGCCUUGUUAUACCAGGAAGGCAACGAAUCUAACCCCGUCCCUGUACAACCCAACGGUUCAAACCUUCCCCAAGGCGGCUCGGACGAUGACUUAUACUGGCUGGACUAUCCGGCCGAUAAGAAGGCAAGGGAAAGGGUUAAGAGGGGAGACUUAGGAAACACAAAGGUGUAUCUACACAUCAAGCCAAUGUUUGGAGGCACUUUCACUGACAUUGUCGUCUGGAUAUUCUCUCCUUUCAACGGCAAUGCCCGACUCAAGAUUUUAUUCAUCAAGAGUUUGUCACUAGGAGACAUCGGAGAACAUAUUGGAGACUGGGAACACGUUACUUUGAGGAUCAGUAACUUUAACGGUGAGUUGUGGCGCGUCUACUUCUCAGAGCAUAGUGGAGGAAGUCUAGUAGAGGCAUGCGAUCUAGAGUUCCAAAGUGGAAACAAACCCGUGGUUUACGCCUCUCUUCACGGCCACGCAAUGUUCUCGAAACCAGGACUUGUCUUGCAAGGCCAAGACGGAAACAACGGCUUAAGGAACGACAUGGCUAGAAGUGACAAGUUCUUGGAUGCAGGUGUUGAUUACGAGGUGAUCGGAGGACCAGGAAUCACGGAGCCACCGUGGCUGAACUAUUUUAGGAAAUGGGGACCAAUCGUUAGACAUGACGUUGAAAAGACCCUUGACAGUAUCGCCAAGACACUGCCUCAACUUUUGCGUAAAAGAUUCCGUGACCUCGUUCACAGUAUUCCUCCCGAAGUGCUUCAAGAGAUGGGCCCCACUGGUCCCAAAGUCAAAAAGUCUUGGUCUGCUGAUGAAUAAAAUAAUAUAUUUAUUCAGAUCCAAAAGACUAAUAUAAAAUCAUUGUUUUCUAAACUUUUUUUUUGUUACAGCAAUUUUAGGUU